ACGGAGGCGGGCACUCCGCCUUCAGCGCCGCCCCCUCUCCCGCGUCCCUCCCGCCUUCCGAAGGCCGAGAGGCGGCAGCGGCAGUGCGGGCUGCCCCGGCGGGCUGAGCUGCCUGGAGCUGCGGCGGCAGGUGGGGAGCGGGGCCUGGAGUGGGGUCGGGGGGCCGCCCGACCUCAGCGCCCCGUUGCUUCGGGGUACGGCGACAACGAUGAACGUGUCCCCGUCGUGUCUGUCCAUGCAGUGGCUGGGAGCAUUCAGGCAGCGCGGCUCCGGAAAGUUAAGUGAUGAAGGCCUAAAGGCGGAUUUUACAGAGUCGGCGUUUUCUUCAAAUCUCUCAGUGAGGAUUAGCUGUCUUGCUCCAACACCUCAAAUUUCAGUUCUCUCAGAUGAAUACUCCAGGCCAGCUGUAAUUGGACAUGCUGGAAGUUUGGCAUCAUACCCAGAUAGCGCUGAAGCUAUCAAAGACAUUUUGGUGUCUGUUCUAAGCGCAUCUGGUCUGAAGCCCUCCCUGCUGUCAGAGAACACCAGCAUGCAGGGAGCUGAGCACCCUGACAGCGACCUGGAGCGAUGGGAGGAAAGCAGCGAUGGGGAGAACGAUGACGACACUGACAGUGAUUCUGCACAUCACAGCACUGCCUGCACACAGACAGACGUUAGGUUUACACGGCACCGAGCCUGCUGGGACAAUACAAACUGUGAUUCCUCUGGACCUGCCCUGGAUACUUUCUUUCAUCCAUGUUAUUCUGACAAGGAUCCUGCUACUUCCUCCCUGAAUGGUUUCACUCUUUCAGACAUAUCCCCUUUGAAGCGAGACUGCUUUACACAAGUGACGUUAACGGGUGGCACUGUCACUUCAGCUGUUGUGCAUCCUGAAAAAGAAUGCCAGAAUAUUUUCUCUGAACAAGACUUGGCUUUAACAAGGCUUCCUCCGGAUUCAACUGUUAGUAAGCCAACAAAUCUAUUUAAAUACCCUGCUGCUUCAGAGCCUGCAAAAGUCAGCACUGCUGACAGCAGUUCUCCCAGUACGUCUUCCCAGUUGGAGCCAUUCAGUCAAACAGGUUCUGCUUCCCUUUUGAACAUAAGUGCAGUACCCUUGAAUCGUACGUUGCAGGACAUCUUUGUGCUUCCAGAAGAUGUGGAGAAGGAGAACGCCCACUUCUUUGUUGCGGAUAUGAUUAUAGCAUCCCUGGAAAAGAUGAAGUGUAAUAUCCGAAGCCAGCAAGCAGAGUUUUGGGGUAUGGAUGAAACGAGCGGGUCAGAUGGCAGCUAUCACACUGAUUCAGAGUUAUCUUCUUAUCCUGGAGAAAAGAAGUCUGAUUCUUCUGUUGCCUCCACAGACAGCGGUUAUGAAGGCUGUGCCCUGCUGAUGGGCAGCUCCUCAGUACAUCUACCUCUGCAUCAUGAGGCUACUGGACUUCCUUGCCACAGUGACUCAGAGGAUGAAUAUGUCAUUAUUGAACUUGAACACCUUGAAAAUCUGUCUGUGACCUCAAAUGAAAGAUCGUCCUUUGAACCAGGCAGCAAUUCUGCUGAAGCAACAGCUCAGGAAUUGUGCAGAGCUUUCAGAAAACGCUGGUUGCAAACAGAAUCUGCAGUGCAACUGUCUGGGUGCCUGGGCUCAUCUAAACAGAAAUCUGUGAAAGAAGAGAUUCCAAGGGAGCUUGAGUCCAGUUUGAAUCUGGCUGAAGAAAUAAAGCUGCUGUCCAAAUUAAGAGAAUCUUCUGGCUGGUCCCCACCAAGAUCUCAGAUUAUAUUUAGCAUUCACCCUUCAGUCAAGAGAGAUGCAGUGGUUGCUGCCCAAAACUUUACAUGUGUUGGUUGUGGAACCCCAAUAGAAAGCAAAUACAUCAGGAGGCUCCGCUAUUGCGACUACCUGGGGAAAUACUUUUGUGACUGUUGCCACAGUUACGCUCAGUCUGCAAUUCCUGCUCGAAUACUCAUGAAGUGGGACUUCAAGAAAUAUUACGUAUGCAACUUCUCCAAACACCUCCUGGACAGCAUCUGGCAGCAACCGAUUUUCAAUGUGUCGUCUAUCAACAAAGCCCUCUAUACAAAAUCUAAGGAAAUGGACAGAGUGAGGGAGGCACAAGAACAGCUUUUUCAUUUAAAGAAGCUUUUGAAAACCUGCAGGUUUGGUGAAAGUGUACUGAAAGAAUUUGAACGGGUCCCCAGCCAUCUGACAGAGGAGCUGCACCUCUUCUCAUUGGAUGAUCUGGUGAAGAUCAAACGAGGGCAGUUACUGCCUCUUCUUAAAGAAAUUCUGAAGAGCUCCACCUCUCAUGUUGAUGGCUGUGAGCUCUGUCAAGCAAAGGGAUUCAUCUGUGAAUUCUGUCAGAGCGCAGAUCUGCUCUUUGCAUAUCAGAUUUCCAAAUGCAAGAGGUGCACAGAAUGCAAAGCAUGCUUUCACAAGGCCUGUUUCAAGGCUGGAGGCUGCCCCAAGUGUCUGCGGAUCGCAGCUCGGAGGACGCUUUCAGAAACUCCAUCAUCGGUGCCUCUGUGAAACUGGAUUCCUCUGAUGGUUGCUCAAAGCCAAGUCUUCAGGUGCAUGACUAAGAACUGAAUAAUGUUGUUUUAGACAUUACUAUUUUUAAUGCGUGUUUCCUUUAGGGGAAAAAAAGAAAGGAAAAAAAAAAAAAAAAAAAGAGAAGGCCUUUAAUAUCAUCAUCCUUAAAAACUCUCCCUAAAGGAGUUUCAUCUUUACUGGUGACAGAAAGACUGGAUGUUAAUUCUGGGAGCAGCAUUUUCGUGCUGUUUUGUUCUUAUAUGUAAGAUUUUUAAUAUUGUAUUUUUGCCAUGUGAAAAUGAUUCUUCUCUGUAAUUAUGCAAAUAAUGUAUGUAUAGAUAGUAAACAAGUCUUGGAAAUCCUUACCUGUGUCAGAUUUUGGAAAUAGAAAAUGUGGUAAAAUAUGAAGUCAUUUUCUUGUAAGUUCUUACAGUACAAAAAGCUUGUCUGCAAGCUUUACGUAGAAGCUGAUCUGAAGUUCUCUUCUGGCAAACACUUGAUGUGAACUGGGGAUUGUAAGUUUGUCUUUUAAACUGACUUACAGCAGCUUGAGGUGGGUUUACAUCUGCUUGCUGCCAGACACCCACCCAACUGCUCUGUCCUCUUCUCAACAAAACAGAAAGAGGAAGUAAGAUGGAAAAGCUCAUGGGCCAAGUUAAAGACAGGCAGAUCCUUUAACAAUAUCACAGUCAAAACAGACUGAACUUGGAUAAAAUCAACUUUAAGUAUUGCCAAUUAAAAAUUGAGUUGGAGGGUGAGAAACAAAGAUGACAAUACCACCUUCUCCCCUUCCCCUCAUUUUUCCCUUAACAUUACUCUUCAUUCCAAAUGCUUCUCUUUUUUUCCUCUCAUCCUAAGCAGUGCAAGGGAAUAGGGGUGCUGGUCAUGCCAUAACACCAGAAAACUGCUGCUCCUUCCUUCUCACACUUUCCCCUCCCAUGGGAUACGAUUCUUCACAAACUGUUCCAACAGUGGGGCUUUCUCACAGACUGCAGUUCUUCAGGAUAAGCCUGUGUCUGCCUGGCUCAUCAUAGGCCAUACCCACUGUCUCCACCACAGUCCUGCCCAGAGAAGCCUCAGAUCCUGCAAGCACAUACUUAAAGCUGUGCUCUCUCCACCAGGAUGCUCUUAAUAUUUUGAAUUUGUCAUUUUCAUUUUGCAUUUUAUUCUUCCUGUCCCUGCCUUCUGGCUCCAGUAUUUUGUAAGGAAAAGGACAGCUGUCUGUAACCAGGCUCUUUUUAAAUCCACCUCCACGCUAGAACUCAAAGUAUGCAGAAGUAGGGAUCUUGCCAACUGUUCCACUUAGCUAUUUUUUUCUGUGGCCAAAACCAGAUUAACUACUUAGUGCUCAAGAAAGAUUAUCAUCUCUUACUCAAGAUCACCAAAGGGAUAGUGACGUAGAGUAAGAUGUGAUGAGAAGAAGCCUGCUUAUAUAGCUGACUGUAUUAAAUGAGAUUUUACUCUUGCAUAACAUUGAAAUUGGGUGCACAACUAACUGAAUCACAUGAAAAGCCUUGCUGUAGGGAUUUUCUUACAAAGGAGCUCACUUGAAUAAUCCUUCCGUGGGUUAACCUAUGGGGUAACUUAAUAUAUCUUAUUCAUUAUUCACAUAUUUUGAAGAGCUAAUCUGGUUUCUGGCUGUGCUUUUCACAAAGCUUGAGAUAGACAGAUGUACAUAGUGGGGGGCAAGGGGGGAGCCAGAGGGUGAGUUUCACAUUUUACAUCCACUCAGUUGAGUCUAGGUCUCCAUAGAGCAUGUACAGCUUAUCCUGACUAAUCAUAGCUAAGUAUCACAAUGUGAACUCAGCAUUUCCUCAUCAGUUGAAUAUAGUUAGUUACAAGAGAGUGUCCUUGAUGAAUUUGAGUAGUUAGAGGAAAGGCCCAAAAGAAUCACUACUGCUGUAGGUCAAAUAAAACUAGUAAAAACGUUCAGCUGGUGACAAUAAAGCAUGAAGGACCUGCUGGUCGCAUGGUGGAAGCAGUAACAGACUAUUUGCUAUUUUGGGGGAAUGGACUGAAGAGGGUCAAGACAGGAGUAUGCUGAGACCGUAGUUUGUUUCUGUAGUGAGAAGAAAAGCAUGGGUGACUAAAGCCUGUACCUAUGAUGUGUUCUUAGUGCCACUGAGGUGAGUUUCUUCUUGUCAGCUGCCAUCCUGGGAUAGUACAAAACAAUGAAAUCAAAACUGAAAACGUUUCUCAGUAUCUCUUUUGUGUUUGGUGACAACGUGGCUUUGGCAGGAAGGAGUGAUUUCUAUGCUAUGUCCCCUCUAGGUGUCUUUAGGGCAUAACUAGCUAGACUGUGUAGGGAUGGGGUUAGGAAGGCUAAGGCCCAACUCAAACUAGACUUGGUAAGGGGUGCAAUAGGGAAUAAGAAAGGCUUCUACAGGUACAUCAACCAGAAAGGGAAAGCCCCUUGCUACUCCAGAAGGAGUACCCUUGCAAAUACAGCGAUGCAGGCAGGCUGGGAACAAUGGAGAGAGAUGGGGCUGUUCAGCCUGCAGAAGAGAAGGCUGCAGUGAGACCUAAGAGUAGUCUUUCAGUUGCUAAAUGGGGCAAUUAUAAGAAAGAAGGGGACAGAAUCUUUGGCAGGGUCUGCUGUGAUGGAAUGAGAGGAAAUGGUUUCAAACUAGAACUGGUGAGACUUAGACUGGAUAAUAAGGAAGAAGUCUUUUAUGGUAAGGGUAGUGAAACACUGGAACAGGUUGUCCAGAGAGGUGGUGGAUACUCCAUCCUGGAGACAUUCAAGGUCAGGGCUGGACAGGGCUCUGAGCACCUGCUCUACCUGUAGGUUUCCCAGUUCAUUGCAGGGGAGUUAGAUCAGUUUACCUUUCAAGAUCCCUUCUAACUCAAUUAUUCUGUGAACUGUGUUCUCUGAAUCAAGGUGUGAAGUUUGGUAUUGUCCUAAGAAGCUUAAUAUUAUUGAGCAUGUCUCUGUAAGUAAGUGUUGGAGUUUAAUUUUUUAUGAGGUUAAACUAGACUAUAAUGCAGAUCCAAGGUAAGAACUGUUUAAGAAGCAACAGCUUUAUGGAUGUGGCUACAGUGAAUUUCCUGCACGUGGAGGUCUCCAUGAAUUUAAAGAAGGGUUAGACUGUCUUUUCAAGGGGCCAGGCAAACUGCUAGCUGGAAAGAUGGAUGUGUUCCACAUAGAACACCGAUGCAAGAGAUACAAUUCUUCAGCUAUUGCUCAGGCAAGGUGGACCAUUGCCUGUUCUUUACAAUGGUAUUCCACGAUGCCACGUUCACACAACAGGAGCACUGCUGAGGAUUCUACUGGCUGUAUGCUCUUGGAGACACGAGACAGACAAACCGUUUCCUAGUAGCUGCCUGUCUCAUUCUGCUAACAGAAUUCAAGACAAGACAGUUUAAUUACUAAUUUCCAUAGGAACAGGUUUUCAAAGGGUACAAACAACUCACUCUUGCUGCUAACAGUUUUUACCUGAUUUUGUAGCAGUUUUGUUUAUGCUGUUACAUGUAUUUUUCAUUUAGUUUCAAUUCUAAGUGGUCCAGAGGUGGAAGUGCUUUGCUAAGACUUUGUACAGUGCUUUGCAGCCAAGAUCUUUCAUGAUACAUCAUACAUCUGUUACUGUCAAUAAUAGAAUAAUAUUAAUUGCUUAGUGUGGAAUGGACUCACAUACAUAGGUCUUGCUGUAAGCAAAUACAUUGACUAAUUAAGGGGCUUUACAGAGCUGUACAAUUCCAGGGAU
Lagopus muta (rock ptarmigan) is the source of this 6207-nucleotide messenger RNA. RefSeq names its product rubicon like autophagy enhancer (gene RUBCNL). Gene Ontology annotation, biological process: autophagosome-endosome fusion; autophagosome maturation; autophagosome-lysosome fusion. The transcript has 15 exons. Gene Ontology annotation, molecular function: phosphatidylinositol phosphate binding. Lineage: Eukaryota; Metazoa; Chordata; Aves; Galliformes; Phasianidae. Bases 209 to 2500 code for a protein of 763 amino acids. The record is from RefSeq and is a predicted model, not a curated record. Gene Ontology annotation, cellular component: autophagosome membrane; intracellular membrane-bounded organelle.